GUAAUUAAAUUAUAAUUUUAAAAGAUAUUUUUAACAUUUUAUAUUUUGGAAUAUUUAAUUUACAUUUGCAUUCAAAUUAAGUGUGUGACAGCUAACAUGGAAAAUUUUGAUAGAAAAGUUUGGAAAGAAAAUUGCAUUUAAAUGUGAAAAAUUAUAGAAAUAUUGAACUUUAAAACAAAAAGUCUAUAAGAAUUGAAUCAUUGAUUUGUUUGAAGGCUUUGAUAAUAUGCUGACAUUCUAUUCAUUAAAUGAAAACAAUGUAUUCAAUUUUUUUUUUCUUAACAAUAAUUAUAUAAUAUUACAGGCAGCUUGGUUUGGAUCUGGUGCCAAGAGUUAAUAGUGAAGUGGUUGAUCCAGAUGUUUUAAGUCCUGUAGAAUUAUAUCAUGUUCAUUUACAAAGUUCAGAGAUUGUCGCAAGUCAUUCGGCAAGGGGAACUUUUCGAAAAAAAGAAAUCCGUCAUUCUUUAACCCAUCAUUUAUAUUUAUGUAUGAGAGAUUUCAGCUAUAACCUUGGGGAAGAUGUUGAAAUAUAUUUUUCUCUCUAUGAUGCUCAGCAGGCUGAGUACAUUAGUGAGAGAUUUCUAGUCAGUAUUGCCAAAUAUGGUAUGUCUCAUUUUGUAGAAAAAGUUCAUAAUCAUAGCACAAUUUUUAUGGAUUUAGGAAAUGCAGAUUUAAAUAGAGAUUUGUACAUAAUUGUUCAUAUUAUUAGAGUAGGAAGGAUGUUAAAUGAUUCAAAAAAGUCCACUUUACAUAGUUAUCGUCGUCCUAAUGGUUGUUCAGUUUUAAGUAUUAAAGAAAUCUUACAAGAUCAUAAUGAAAACACAAUGAUAGAAGAAGAAAAGGAAUUUACUGUUAAAGUAUAUAUGUGUAAUGAAAGUGACUUUCAUCAACUUCAUGAAUUUAUUAUAAAACGUCAGAAUAAUAAGUAUAAUUUAUUAUCUGGUCAGCCAAACUAUGGGUUGGUGUUAUCUAUUCGACUCUUACAUGGUGAACUAUCACAGAUUCGCCAAGAAACUCCUUUACUUUUUAAAAAUCUUGCUAUUACUCAUAAAAAAGGAUUCUCUGAUGUUAUCAUGCCAGGUAAUAUAAAUUGCUUUAUUAGAUUUAUUUUAAUGAGAUAAUUUAAGAUAAAAGUUAGACCUGUAUUAGAUAAUAUCAUAUAACUUGCCAAUAAAUUAUUUUAUAUAUUCCAGCCACAUUCUACUAUAUAAUAGCUUAAC
Messenger RNA from Centruroides sculpturatus (bark scorpion), 1220 nucleotides. Its product is annotated as dedicator of cytokinesis protein 3-like. Gene Ontology annotation, cellular component: plasma membrane; cytoplasm. The record is from RefSeq and is a predicted model, not a curated record. The coding region runs from base 489 to 1121 and encodes 210 amino acids. Gene Ontology annotation, molecular function: small GTPase binding; guanyl-nucleotide exchange factor activity. NCBI's taxonomy places the organism in Eukaryota, Metazoa, Arthropoda, Arachnida, Scorpiones, Buthidae. The transcript has 9 exons. Gene Ontology annotation, biological process: small GTPase-mediated signal transduction.